UCAGGGUGCGCGCCGCUCCAGCUGCAGCCGGCUCAGCAGGCCGAGCCUUCCGCUGAAAGCGGCGAGCCGGGGACGGACGGCGUGGCCGCCUCUCGCCGCGCGGGGACACCAGGGCUGCGGCCCUGCCUCCUCCCCGCGCCCCACCCGCUUCCUGAGCUAAAAGUAGCCUAAGCCGCAGAACUUGCAGAAGUCCUCUCCGCCUCCGGGAGGGCGAGCUGCGCGCAGGCCCUCCACCGCCUGACACCGGCGCACGUGGGGAGCAGCUGCUGCAGGUGGCGUCGCGGGUGGUGUCAAUGAAGCGCAGCCUGAGGAGGAUGCUGCGCCCUGGGGAGAAGGAGCCCCAGAGCGCGGUCUACCAGGGCGUGGAGGACGACAUGGACGACUCCAGGGACUCGCUGAAGGUGGUUUUUGAAGGAAGUGAAUGCAAAUUAAAACGCUUUAUGAAGAAACAAAAGGCAUCAGGCAGAUAUGAUGCGAACACCUCCCCUCUGCACCAUGCCGCAGAAGAAGGUCAGGUGGAGCUGAUGGAAAUGAUCCUCAAUGACUCCUCAUGUGAAGUGCUGAAUGUGAUGGAUGACUAUGGAAAUACCCCUCUGCACUGGGCCACAGAGAAAAACCAGGUGGAAAGUGUUAAGUUUCUUCUGAGCAGAGGAGCCAACCCAAACCUCCAGAAUGGCCACAUGAUGGCCCCCCUCCACAUAGCCGUGCAGAACACACACAAUGAAGUAUUGAAGGUCUUGACCGAGCACAGCAAUACUAAUAUUAAUUUGGAAGGAGAAAGUGGAAACACAGCUGUGAUGAUUGCAUGCUCCAAAGAUAAUAGUGAAGCACUGCAAAUUUUGUUAACUAAAGGCGCUAAGCCAUGUAGAUCAAAUAAAUGGGGAUGUUUCCCUAUUCACCAGGCUGCAUUUUCGGGUGCCAAAAAAUGCAUGGAAAUAUUACUAAAGUUUGGUGAAGAAAAUGGAUAUAGCAUACAGUCUCAUAUUAACUUUGUGAAUAAUGGGAAAGUCAGCCCUCUCCACAUGGCAGUUCAAAGUGGUGACUUGGAAAUGAUUAAAAUAUGCCUUGACAAUGGUGCACAGUUGGACUUGAUGGAGAAUGGGAAGUGCACAGCCCUUCAUUUUGCUGCCACCCAGGGAGCCACUGAAAUUGUUAAAUUGAUGAUAUCCUCCUAUUCUGGUAGCAGCGAUAUUGUUAACAUUGUGGAUGGAAAUCAGGAGACACUGCUUCACAGAGCCUCAUUAUUUGAUCACCAUGAACUAGCAGACUACUUAAUUUCAGUGGGAGCAGAUAUUAACAGCAUCGAUUCUGAAGGACGUUCUCCACUUAUAUUAGCAACUGCUUCUGCAUCUUGGAAUAUCGUAAAUAUGCUUCUCUCAAAAGGUGCCUGUGUAGACAUAAAAGAUCAUCUUGGACGAAAUUUUUUGCAUUUGACUGUACAGCAGCCUUAUGGAUUAAAAAAUUUGCAACCUGAGUUUAUGCAGAUGCAACAUAUUAAAGAGCUGGUAAUGGAUGAAGACAAUGAUGGGUGUACUCCUCUACAUUACGCAUGUAGACAGGGGGUCCCUGGCUCUGUAAAUAACCUACUUGACUUUAAGGUGUCCAUUCAUUCCAAAAGCAAAGAUAAGAAAUCACCCCUACAUUUUGCAGCCAGUUAUGGGCGUAUCAAUACCUGUCAGAGGCUCCUUCAAGACGUAAGUGAUACAAGGCUUUUGAAUGAAGGUGACCUUCAUGGAAUGACUCCUCUCCACUUGGCUGCAAAAAAUGGGCAUGAUAAAGUAGUUCGACUUCUUCUGAAAAAAGGUGCAUUAUUUCUCAGUGACCACCAUGGUUGGACUGCUUUGCAUCAUGCCUCGUUGGGUGGGUACACUCAGACCAUGAAGGUCAUUCUUGACACUAAUUUGAAGUGCACAGAUAAGUUGGAUGAAGAAGGGAAUACUGCACUUCACUUUGCGGCAAGGGAAGGCCAUGCCAGAGCUGUUGCACUUCUUCUGAGCUACAAUGCCAACAUUGUCUUGAACAAGCAGCAGGCCUCCUUUUUGCAUGUUGCAAUUCACAAUAAGAGGAAGGAGGUGGUUCUUACGACCAUCAGGAGCAGAAGAUGGGAAGACUGUUAUACAGUUUUCAGUCAUCAUUCUUCAAGCAAUAAGUGUCCAAUCAUGGAGAUGGUAGAAUACCUCCCUGAAUGCAUGAAAGAACUUUUAGAUUUCUGCAUGAUGCCCUCCACAGAAGACAAAUCCUGCCGAGACUACCACAUUGAGUAUAAUUUCAGGUAUCUACAAUGCCCAAUAGAAUUCACCAAAAAACUAUCACCUUCACAGGAUGUUACAUAUGAACCUCUUACACUCCUCAACACAAUGGUACAACAUAACCGCAUAGAGCUUCUCAACCAUCCUGUGUGUAAAGAAUAUUUACUUAUGAAAUGGUUGGCUUAUGGGUUUAGAGCCCAUAUUAUGAACCUAGGAUCUUACUGUCUUGGUCUCAUACCUAUGACCUUCCUUGUUGUCAGUAUAACGCCAGGCAUGGCUUUCAAUUCAACUGGAAUCAUCAAUGAAACUAUUGAUCAUUUAGAAAUAUUAGACAGCAAGAAUUCAUAUCCUAUAAAAAUUUGUAUGAUUUUAGUUUUUUUAUCAAGUAUAUUUGGAUGCUGCAAAGAAGUGGUCCAAAUUUUCCAACAGAAAGGCAAUUACUUUUUGGAUCAUAACAAUGCAGUUGAAUGGGUAGUCUACACAACAAGCAUCAUUUUUGUGUUGCCCUUGUUCGUUGGUGUUCCAGCCUAUGUGCAGUGGCAAUGUGGGGCAAUCGCUAUAUACUUCUACUGGAUGAACUUCUUACUGUAUCUUCAGAGAUUUGAAAAUUGUGGAAUUUUCAUCGUUAUGUUGGAGGUAACCAUGAAAACUUUGUUGAGGUCUACCAUUGUAUUCAUCUUCCUCCUUUUGGCUUUUGGACUCAGCUUUUACGUCCUCCUGGGUUUCCAGGAUGCUUUCAGCUCUCCAUUGCUUUCCAUAAUCCAGACCUUCAGCAUGAUGCUAGGAGAUGUCAAUUAUCAUGAUGCCUUCCUAGAGCCAUUUCUGAGAAAUGAACUGGCAUAUCCAGUUCUGUCCUUUGCACAACUUAUAGCCUUCACAAUGUUUGUCCCAAUUGUGCUCAUGAAUUUACUUAUUGGUUUGGCAGUUGGUGACAUUGCUGAGGUCCAGAAGCAUGCCUUGUUGAAGAGGACUGCUAUGCAGGUGGAACUUCAUACCAGCUUAGAGAAGAAGCUGCCACUCUGGUUCCUACGCAAAGUAGAUCAGAAAUCCGCCAUCGUGUAUCCCAACAGAUGCAGAUAUGGUCGAGGGUUCAUACAUGUAUUUCAUAUCUUUUGCACCCAUGAAACAAGACAGGAAAUACCAAAUGUCGAUACAGCUUUAGAAAUAGAAAUAUUGAAGCAGAAAUACCGGCUCAAAGAUCUCAAUUCUCUUUUGGAAAAACAGCAUGAGCUGAUUAAACUCAUCAUUCAGAAGAUGGAAAUCAUCUCUGAGACAGAGGAUGAAGAUAAUCAUAGUUCUUUUCAAGAUAAGUUCAAAAAAGAGCAAUUAGAACAAAGGCAUAGCAGAUGGAAUUCUGUGUUGACAGCAGUAAAGGCAAAAACCCACUAGCCCUUAGCAUUAGUAAACCAUGCCUGGAUUAGGGCUUCCUGUGAGCAGUUUGCAUGACUUACUGGGUCUAAUUUCCAAUUUGGAAAGAGUGAGGAAGAAGCAGAAAUACUAUUCUGAUUCCAUUCCAUAUGAAAUCAUGGUUUCUGCAUUCUAUAUAAAAGUUAACUGCAUCUUUCUAUUCAUAUUUUCUGCCAGUCAGUAUGUAUAGGGAAUAUCUUUGCUAAUAAGUUCAAGUUGGACUUUAUCUGUCAUUAUUUGAGUGGGUAGAAAACCAGUUUGCUAGAAUACACAUCUUAAUGAUAAGGAGCAAUAAAAUAUAGCUACUGAGCUAGAAUACAAAUGUUAGUACUGGACUCCUGCUUGAUAAUUAUAUAAUAUGUAAUACAUUAAACAAUAAAGUAUUUUAUUAGGCUUUACCAUUUGAUAUGCUUUCUUGUGUUGGGAGAACCUAUGGGAGCCUUGUGCACUGUUGUGACCAUAAUAAAUUGCCCCGCCCUUCUUGCUGUUCCCAACAUAUCCUAUGUCACUUUGAGUUGAGGCUCAAAUUAGUAGACUCUAUGAUAUGCAUGAAUUUUACUAUAGACACCAUAUGUUACUUCUGUAUUGUUUUGUUCAUCAAAGAUCACAAUAAAUGUAAAACCUAUAC
Manis javanica (Malayan pangolin) is the source of this 4284-nucleotide messenger RNA. It is a transcript of the gene TRPA1, whose product is annotated as transient receptor potential cation channel subfamily A member 1. NCBI's taxonomy places the organism in Eukaryota, Metazoa, Chordata, Mammalia, Pholidota, Manidae. The record is from RefSeq and is a predicted model, not a curated record. Gene Ontology annotation, biological process: monoatomic ion transmembrane transport. Gene Ontology annotation, molecular function: protein binding; monoatomic ion channel activity. Gene Ontology annotation, cellular component: membrane; transmembrane transporter complex.